AUGGUAAUUGAAACCACGGGUACUUGGGCGCCGGAGGCGGCCCAAGCCUUAGCUCACAUCAGCAGCGCCUUUGGCUUUGGCUACCUCACUGACCCCUUCCUCGCUUUGGACUCCUUCGAGGGCAUGCCUGGGGGAGGUGGAUACGGAGGUGGACAGCCUAAGGCCGCUUCGGCCGCCAACGCUACUGCUGCGCAAGGUGAUCAAGCUCAGACCAAUGGAGGUACAGCUCCACAAGGGCAAGGUGGCUUCGAAAGAGGCUUAGACUCCGGCCUUGCUAAGGCUGCACCGUCCGCACAGGGCUUGACACAGAAAACAUAUCGAGCUUAUAGAAGGCGAUUGGACUUGUUCAGCAGACAAUGCAGCAGAAGGGGCAACACUGUCUCUGUUGAAGGUGCUUACCUGGUGCUCAGCCAACUUCAAGAUGUAGCUUGGGAUGCUACUGAAAGCAUCGAGCUGGAUGACAUCGAAUUGGCUGACAACCCCUUCGAGCCCAUUGUCAAGGUCUUGGAUGCGCUUUUUCAACAUGAAGAAGAAGUUGAAUUACCAGAGCGCUCCCAGGAAUUUUUCGAACAAUUCCAGCGAGAACGACAAAAGGAGCUUCAGCAAUAUCUUGUCCGGCAUCAGACGAUGCUCAAGAAGUUGAAGGAUUUGCAAGUAGAUGUCCCUCCACUACUUGCUGGCUGGCAUCUCUUGAUGCGCGCUGGCAUUCCGAGAUGGACACACCCACAAGUGAAGUCUAUGUGCAACGGAAAGCUCACCACGGAGAAGGUGGCUCGCGCAUUGACCCAGAUGUUUGGAGGUAACAGCAAACCCAACUCCAAAGACACCACGUUCAAACACGAGGUGCACAUGGUCGACGUCGAUGGUAAGUACGACGAUGAGGUCUAUAACGAAUACUACUAUGAGGAUAACGAGAUCUUCUACACCAACGACUAUGAGGAGGACUACAUGGACGAUGCCUACUACGCUGACAACAACAACAUCGUCAGUGACGAGGAGAUCCCCGCCGAAUUGGAUGAGGCGACAUUGGUGGUUGAAGAUGCCUACAUCAACUACCUGGACAGCAGGAAGAAGAUGAGGGAGUUGGCCCUCGCCAGAGGAUUCUACCCUGUGGUUGCGCUGGACAUGGGCGAUGGCAACUACAAGGGCUCUGGAAAAUCCUAUGGGAAAGGUCGCAAUAACCAUGGUGGGCGAUCGAAAGGAAAGUCAAAAGGAAAAGGAGGAGGCAAGAGCAAAGGGAAAGGCAGUGGUUCCAAAGGAUCACAUCCCCUGCCUGGUGCCAAACGAUUUGUCUUUGGCCGCAGAUCGAACUCUGAAUCGGGAUUAACGGUUUCAACGACGGCAAGGUCUACUACCAGUGGUAGCACUGCACAACAUGGUCCACGAUUCAAGAGGUAUCGCUUGCCAGCCUCAGGAAUCAAAGAGGUUCCUGACGAUGCCAACAUGGUUGAGGAUAGAUCCACAGAGGUGACAUACGUCCCUGGCGAGUUCCAUCAAUAUGAGGAGAUCAACAUCACCUCACAAGAGGUUGGAUGGACCAUCAUGGACAGUGGUGUAACAAGAACUGUCUGUGGAGAGGCCACAUGGGACAAGAUCGCCGGCUACCUCAACAUGAGAGGCAUGGAGGCUGAGAUCAACAGAGAUCCUCGCGAUUUCCGGUUUGGAGAUGGCGUCACAGUGAGGUCUCACUUCAGUGCCAACACCCCAGUUUGUGUGGAAAGAACCUGGCGACAGUUGACAAUUCAUGUUUUGCCGGGACACACACCCCUUCUUUUGGCCAGGCCUGACUUGGAAGCCUGGAAUGUCAUGGUCAACUAUGGCAAGAAAUUGGUCUACGUGGAUGGCGCUGAGAUUCGACCUGUUUUCACUGCGAACGGCCACUACAUGAUCAACAUCUUCGACGACUUGCAGGACAUCCUCAAUGUCGACGACUUGAAUGUCAAGAACAUCAACUCGGCUGAUGACGAGGUUUUCCUCGACACCAUCAUGACUGAUGACAUCUCUGACGAGGAGAUGGAUCUUGAGGUCGACGUGGAUGAAGAGACCAUCGAGGAGGUGAUCUACCGGGUGGUCGACAAGAGCAAGAUUUCUCAAAGGGUUCUCAAGUUCUGGGAGGUCUACAUCGACGAGGGCAACUUGGGCAAGUAUCUUCAGGCCAAAUACCCUGAUGUGGAAGUGCGACAGUUUUCACUUCCCCAAUGGAAUUUCGAGAUGCACGAAGCUCAGAGAGACUUCCGCAAGUUGGUCGCUGAAGAGAAGCCACACCAUGUGAUGGUGGCACCUGAGUGCCGACUUUGGUCUCCAAUGCAGAACAUGAACUACCGAACCCCAGAGUGUCGAGCAUUUCUGGCCGACAUGAGAAACCUUGAAGAAAGCACUCACUUGCAGUUCUACUAA
This is a messenger RNA of Cladocopium goreaui, 2397 nucleotides long. The record is from the annotation of a GenBank genome assembly. Lineage: Eukaryota; Dinophyceae; Suessiales; Symbiodiniaceae.